UUGCACAUUGAGAAAUAGAAAUAAAUAUUCAAUCAUGAAUAUGACUUGUGAGAGUCAGAACAAAGAGAUGAGAGAAGAACAAGAAACAUUGAAAGACGAAGAAGAAAGUUUCGCUUAUGCUAUACAACUUGCAAUCUCUAUUGCACUUCCCAUGGCACUUCAAUGUGCAAUUGAGCUCGGUGUAUUUGAAGUGUUGCAAAAAGCUGGUAAGGAUAAUUAUCUCUCCGCCGACGAUAUUGUUUCUCGUCUUACCAACAUUAACAAUCCAAAAGCUUCUAAAAUGUUAGAUCGCAUCCUUGCUCUUCUCGCCUCUCACUCGGUGCUUAAUUGUCGCAUCAUUCCCCAUGAAGAAAACCAUUUUGAUUCCUUUCAAAGACACUAUAGCAUCACUUGUGUUUCCAAUUUCUUUGCUCCUAAUUCUGAUGGUGUUUCGCUAACACCCUUGAUUGCGUUGAAUAAUGAUAAAGUUAUUCUUGCUAGUUGGUCUCAACUUAAAGAUGCAAUUCAGUUAGGAGGUACUGCAUUCAAUAAGGCUCAUGGCACACAUAUAUUUGACUAUCCUAAAUUGGACUCGAGGUUCAAUCAAAUUUUUAAUACAGCGAUGAAGAAUCAUUCAACUAUAGUCAUGAAGAGGGUUCUUGAAUGCUACGAUGAUUUUGAGAACAUAAAAAGACUUGUAGAUGUUGGUGGUGGUCUUGGGAUCAACAUUAACCUGAUCACUUCAAAAUACAAUCAUGUGCAGGGUAUCAAUUUUGAUCUGCCUCAUGUCAUACAACACGCUCCUUCUUAUCCUGGAGUGGAGCACAUCGGCGGAGAUAUGUUUGAAUGUGUGCCCAAAGGAGAUGCUAUUUUUAUGAAGUGGAUACUUCAUGACUGGAGCAAUGAACGUUGUUUGAAACUUAUGAAGAAUUGUUAUGAUGCUAUUCCCAAUGAUGGAAAGGUGAUAGUUUUGGAGGCACUUCUACCUGUUAUGCCUAAGAAUGAAGUUGUUUGGAAAUCCAUCUCUCAAAUGGAUAUUCUAAUGAUGACUCAUUGCUUAGAAGGUAAAGAAAGAACCGAACAUGAAUUCAAAGAUUUAGCAACUAAAGCUGGAUUUCGUGGCAUCAAAUAUAGAUGUUGUAUUUAUAAUUUUUGGGUUAUGGAGUUUUUUAAGUAAUUCUACAAUUACAAUAUGGAAUUGUAAUUGUUGGCUACUACCUACAAUGCUACUUCUUUUAUUGUUUCGCUGGUUUCUUUAUAUUGUGUUUACUGUUUAGUGAUAUUGGUAAAAUAAAUAUGACAAUUAUCGUA
Molecule: messenger RNA, 1290 nt
Organism: Lathyrus oleraceus (garden pea)
Lineage: Eukaryota; Viridiplantae; Streptophyta; Magnoliopsida; Fabales; Fabaceae
Product: caffeic acid 3-O-methyltransferase
Exons: 4
Coding region: 35-1156 (373 amino acids)
Molecular function (GO): O-methyltransferase activity; protein dimerization activity
Source: RefSeq, a predicted model, not a curated record